Messenger RNA from Saccostrea cuccullata (small rock oyster), 1974 nucleotides. RefSeq names its product sphingomyelin phosphodiesterase-like. Gene Ontology annotation, molecular function: acid sphingomyelin phosphodiesterase activity. Gene Ontology annotation, cellular component: lysosome. The record is from RefSeq and is a predicted model, not a curated record. The transcript is spliced from 13 exons. NCBI's taxonomy places the organism in Eukaryota, Metazoa, Mollusca, Bivalvia, Ostreida, Ostreidae. The coding region runs from base 22 to 1794 and encodes 590 amino acids. Gene Ontology annotation, biological process: ceramide biosynthetic process; sphingomyelin catabolic process.
UCACAUGUCGACUAUGGUAGUAUGGAGGGACCCCUUGUUCUCGCCCUGUCUCUGUUGGCCGUUAUUUUACUAGCUUCCUCCUCCCCGCUGUUCUUCUACCCUCACCAGGACAACAAAGGUACCACACAGCGGCACGACGUCAUUACGCGACACCCCAAGUUUAGGAGUUCGAAGUACAAGACGGAAUGUGGGAUCUUGACGGAUCUAAGCUUUAUCGGCUGCGAGGUGUGUACGCUGGUAGUGGACGGAUUGAAGGAUUUAGUGGAGAAACAGAGUUCCCAGGAAGAUAUUGUCGAGUUUAUGACGUUCGUCUGUAAAAAGUUCAAGAUCGAAGACGACAGAGUGUGUGAAGCAAUCGUUAAAGAAUACAAGGACGAGUUUAUUGGAGUUGCUUUACGCCUCGUUUUGACACCAGCUGAGGUCUGUGGAAUUCUCUUGGGGAAAAUUUGUGGGACGCCGUAUGAUCCCAAUGAUCUCUGGAACGUAUCUCUUCCUGAUACCCCAAAACCAGCACCAAAGCCAAGGGUUCUACCAAAGCCAGGUUCGCCAAAACUUCGUAUUCUUCAUUUGUCCGACCUCCAUAUUGAUCCUGCAUACGAAAUCGGGUCAAAGGUUAAAUGUGGGGAGCCCCUUUGCUGUCGUCAAGGAGACCGUAAAGCAGCCCCUGGGGAGCCUGCUGCUGGAGUAUGGGGGACUGUUGACUCGUGCGACGUACCCUUCAGUCUGGUGGAUAGUUUGUUUCAACAUCUCAACUUAAUACAGGAUCAGUUUGAUGUGGUGUAUUUUACCGGUGAUUUACCGGCACAUAACGUAUGGAAUCAGUCAAGAGACAAUCAACUGAAGGCUCUCCAACAAUUCACAGACCUCAGCUUGAAAUACUUAUCAAACAAAACAAUCUACAGUUCGCUCGGGAACCACGAGAGUGCUCCCGUCAACAGUUUUCCCCCACCCUACAUUAAUGACAAGGACGCCAUCACCUGGCUCUAUGAUGCUGUGGCCGAUUCCUGGAAGAACUGGUUACCUCAGGACACGAUGUCCACCAUUAAAAGAGGAGGCUAUUAUACAGUCAAACUUGGCGACAAGUUCCGCUUGAUCUCGCUUAAUAUGAACUACUGCAACAACGGAAAUUGGUGGUUACUGAUUAACACAACAGAUCCUACUGGUCAGCUCCAAUGGCUAGUGGCUACACUGCAGCAAGCCGAAGACCAACAGGAAAUGGUCCAUAUUAUAGGACACAUACACCCUGGUGGCGGAAGUUGUCUGAAGGCCUGGAGCUGGAACUAUUACCGAAUUGUCAACAGAUACGAGAACGUCAUAGCGGGGCAGUACUUUGGACACAGCCAUACAGAUUGGUACGAGGUCUUUUAUGAUGACGUCACAUUCAAACGACCCACCAGUGUUUUAUACAUCCCCGGAAGUGUCACAACGUUCGCCGAUCUCAAUCCCGGUUUUAGAAUUUAUGACAAUGACGGCAUCUACAAGGGCAGUUCCUGGACAACAUUAGAUUUUACCAAUUACUAUCUAAACCUGACAGAAGUUAAUCUCACGAAUAAACCUCUUUGGCAGAAAGAAUACAAUGCAAAGGAAACUUAUGGUUUGAAAAGCCUGUUUCCAGAGGAUUGGAGCGAACUGAUUUAUCGGAUGAAAGCCAAUGACACCUUAUUUCAAACCUUUUAUCGACAUUAUUACAAGAUGGCUCCGACACCGUCAUGUACAGGGCAGUGUAAAACCGACUUAUUGUGUGACCUCAAGUCAGGAAGGUCACAUGAUCCAGCCCUGUGUACAGACAUUUGAGGAAGGUCACAUGACCCGGCCUUGUGUACAGACAUUCAGUCUUAGUUAUACAAUCAAACAUAGGUCUACGACAUAGUUUUGUUAUUGUUGUUGUUUUAGAGCAAAUACUCAUGACUUCAUUUAAUCCUUUAUCAUAAUUUGUUAUGAAUGUACUAUGUAUUUUAAUGAAAUACAAAUCAU